Messenger RNA from Bactrocera dorsalis (oriental fruit fly), 663 nucleotides. RefSeq names its product DNA-directed RNA polymerases I, II, and III subunit RPABC1-like. Lineage: Eukaryota; Metazoa; Arthropoda; Insecta; Diptera; Tephritidae. Gene Ontology annotation, cellular component: RNA polymerase I complex; RNA polymerase III complex; RNA polymerase II, core complex. Gene Ontology annotation, molecular function: DNA-directed RNA polymerase activity; DNA binding. Gene Ontology annotation, biological process: DNA-templated transcription. The coding region runs from base 16 to 540 and encodes 174 amino acids. The record is from RefSeq and is a predicted model, not a curated record. The transcript has a single exon.
GCAGUUGUCAAAGGAAUGUUUGGUGAUAAACCCAGCGAAAAGCGGUCAGCACGUUCCGACCUUAUAGUCUUAGUGGCGCAUAACGAUGAUCCAACCGAUCAGAUGCUUGUUCCCUUUUUUUUUUUUUUUUUUUUUUCGAUGAACCAAAAAAUUGGCAUCAAAACUAUCAAAACAUAUUGCACGCGAAUGCAAGAGGAGAAUAUACAUCGUGCGAUCGUAGUAGUGCAAGCAGGCAUGACACCGUCGGCCAAACAAUCUUUGGUUGAUAUGGCGCCGAAGUAUAUUCUAGAACAAUUUCUUGAAUCGGAACUUCUAAUCAAUAUUACAGAACAUGAACUGGUUCCUGAACAUGUUGUAAUGACACCAGAAGAAAAGCAAGAGUUACUGGCACGUUAUAAACUGAAAGAGAAUAUGUUAAUGCGGAUUCAAGCGGGAGAUCCGGUUGCGCGUUACUUUGGUCUCCAACGAGGACAGGUGGUUAAAAUUAUACGUUCGUCGGAAACAGCCGGUCGUUAUAUAUCUUACCGACUUGUUUGUUAAAUAAUAGAAUAAAAAAUCAAUUUUUUUUUUUUGUUUCAAUAUCUUUUUUAUUUAUUGAAUCUGCUUUUUGUUUUGAAAGCCUAACAAUAAGUAAUAAAAUCUUAAACCUAUUUAAAAACUAGA